AUGCCAGUAUUCGGCUUCAACAGACUUCCAUCAAGCGAUGAGCGACCUCCAAAUCGUAACGGGGUUCUCGAUCCUGAUCAGUGGAUUCGCACAACUUCAUUGCGGCCUUUCAGGCUAUCACUGGGUUUUCAUUAUCAAACUCGCUUGGUUCUCAAGUCUGACCCAUUUGUCAUGUCUGACCGUAUUGCGCAGUCACCUCUAUAG
Messenger RNA from Penicillium mononematosum, 204 nucleotides. RefSeq lists its product as uncharacterized. The transcript has 2 exons. NCBI's taxonomy places the organism in Eukaryota, Fungi, Ascomycota, Eurotiomycetes, Eurotiales, Aspergillaceae. Bases 1 to 204 code for a protein of 67 amino acids. The record is from RefSeq and is a predicted model, not a curated record.